GUGUAGCCCGACCCCGUCGGCCGAGGUGGAGACCCUCGUAUACCUCCACAGCUUCGACACUACUGCCAUGACAGCUUGACUCAGAUGUCAAUCAUCACAGUGUUUCGAAUGCUCGGGGAGAGACACAUAGGCCGCCGUGCUACAGCAUCGCGCCCGUAUUUAAAGCUGAACUGACCCUCUAGCAGACGACUCGUAGAGCCACACUCGACUUUGGUUCAACUGAAUCUCGCUUCAAUGGCUACCUCUUCAACCCCCGUUCUGAUCGCAGGGGCAGGGCCUACGGGGCUCGUCCUAGGGCUGACGCUCCUUCAGAACGGCAUCCAAGUCCGUAUCAUUGACAAAGACGCAAAUCGACACCCGGGUCAACGAGGCUCUGGCUUGCAGCCGCGAACAUUGGAGCUGUUUCGCUUCCUCGGCGUCCUGGACGAUGUACUCGCGAAGGCAUUGUCUGGCUUUCAGAGGCGCGAGUACAAACCAGGUGGGGUGGAGACACUCAAAAUAUCGACAAUAGCUCCCAUCGAGGACCCCACCCCUUCGACCCCCUACAUGAACGCGAAGAUGCUGGGCCAGUACAACACAGAGGCGAUCCUCCGCUCGCACAUCGAGCGCCUCGGCGGCUCCGUGGAGUACGGCACGGAACUGCGUAGCUUCGUGCAGCACCCUGAUCGCGUCGAGGCGGUGCUUGCCACCAAAGACGGCGAGACAGAGAAGACGGAGACCGUGGUAGCCCACUGGAUCGUGGGCUCUGACGGGGCUCGAGGUGUCGUCCGCAAGCAGCUGGGCCUGUCCUUCCUCGGAGAGACUCGUGUGGAGGGUCAGUUUCUGCUGGGCCUAGUAGAGACACAGGGACUCGAUACGGAGUACUGGCACAUGUGGGGAAGCAUAGGCGUUGGCGGACUAUUGUUAAUCCCCACUGAGAGGCCUGGAUGGUUCAGCUUCAUCACCACGGGGGUCACAGAUUCGGAAAAGCUGUUGGCGGACAGGGAUGGACUCAUCGCGACCUUCUACAGGCUAGUCGAGCGAACAGACCUGGUGUUUGGUCAGCUUGAGGCAGUCUCAUACUACAGACCGAACAUCCGCAUGGUAGACAAGUUCGGCGAGGGCAGAGUUUUCGUAGCUGGAGAUGCGGCACACGUUCACAGUCCCGCCGGUGGUCAGGGCUUGAACUCCAGCGUUCAAGAUGCCUUUAACAUCGCAUGGAAGCUUGCGCUCGUCGAGAAGGGCCUCGCCUCCCCGUCCCUGCUCGCCACCUACACCGAGGAGCGCCUCCCCGUCAUCGCUGCGAUGUUGCAGAAGAGCACCAAACUCUAUGACGCAAUGCAGAAUAACGCGGAAGAGGGCUGGAACCGUGGCGGAGACCUGCGGAUGCUCGGUGUAAACUACCGCUGGAGCUUGAUCGUCGUCGACGAGCGCACGCCCAAAGCGCAGUCACCGGAGAGCGUGAACCCGUACGGCUCGGGCAAUGACGGCGAGCUAAGGGCGGGCGACCGUGCGCCCGAUGCGCCAGGCCUUGUGCCAGUGCGCGCUGGAACAACCGUGGCGGACGGCGCGACGUCGCUGUUCAACGUGUUCAAUCCUAGCCGUCACACGGUGCUGCUGUUGAAUUUGCCUGCGGAAAAAGCGGAGCAAAUUGUCCGGGCUGCGCAAAGGUACCCCAUUGGAUCCAUCAAGACGGUUGUGGUCCUCCCACAGGGCACGUCCGACCCGCAGGUCGCUGGACAACCCGACCUUGCGGCGGUCGACAAGGACGGUCAUGCAUACGCAGGAUACUUGGUAUCCCCGGAGAAGCCAACUGUUGUUAUUGUGCGUCCGGACGGAGUCGUCGGAGGGAUUGUGUACGACUUGAGCGGCUUCGAGAAGUACUUCCGAGGCGUUUUCUCUGUGGUGAUUGGCGAUGCGUUGUGAUAGUACCGGCGCCCAUGAAUCCGAAUUUCGGUGACAUGUACUAGUACCAGUAGCAAAUGCUAAUCACGAGUUUCUCGCCACUCAUCCUCUCCGACCGUUCGAAGGCCCGUGGAAAGAAAGCGAGUUAUGAGUGUCUCAAGUUGAUAUCGAUACUAUCCUGGCA
Messenger RNA from Rhodofomes roseus, 2068 nucleotides. Its product is annotated as monooxygenase. The record is from RefSeq and is a predicted model, not a curated record. The coding region runs from base 235 to 1905 and encodes 556 amino acids. The transcript has 11 exons. NCBI's taxonomy places the organism in Eukaryota, Fungi, Basidiomycota, Agaricomycetes, Polyporales, Fomitopsidaceae. Gene Ontology annotation, molecular function: FAD binding.